AUGGACAUGGGAGAUAGUUCCAGUGUUCUGGAAUUGACUAAUCUCAAGACUCCUAGUAGAGGAGCUGUAGUAUGUCAGGAAUUGGCUCCUGGUUUGGAUCCCGGAAAUGAGGUUUCCUCAGGCAAACCCCCCACCAUGGCAGAAACAGGCCAUUCCCGAUUUGACCCAAUGCUUGCAAAGACUUAUAUCCUAAGAGAUAUAGCACUGAAGAAAUUUGGCAUAGAACUCCCGUUUUUUGAAGCAACAAUACAUUCCUCCGAUAUUUUGCAAAGCUUCGGUAUAGAGGAUGAUUACGGUGGCAGUAAACCUGCCAUCAACAAUACGGAAACAGACAAACCGUCUGUUACGCAUCACUCCUGUGAGAUCAAUCUAGAAAAAAGUAUUCAUGUACUUCUGGAACGUUUGUUAGGAAUCAACACAAUGACUGGCACGAUAAGUAUUCUAGAUUCAUCUGAAAUCGCGGCAGGCAACAAUGGACAACAAACUCUGGGCACACCUAUUCCCCUUUUUGAUGGCGAUUCACCUAUGCUGGAAAUUGGGCGGAUCAUUGGCAUUGACGAGUAUUUGGAGUCAUGGGAUGGAAACCAAACUAGUUACACCUCCCCUAUGAGCACGCUUUUGAGAAAGGAGGCACCGUCUCUGGGUUAUUUUGCAGCAAAAAUGUUCAGUCUUUGA
Lodderomyces theae is the source of this 675-nucleotide messenger RNA. RefSeq lists its product as uncharacterized. The record is from RefSeq and is a predicted model, not a curated record. The coding region runs from base 1 to 675 and encodes 224 amino acids. The transcript has a single exon. Lineage: Eukaryota; Fungi; Ascomycota; Pichiomycetes; Serinales; Debaryomycetaceae.